AUGUUGCCCCAGUCUCACAUUGCUCCUGAUAGAGAUGAAUUGAGAGAGCCUGAGAGAGUAGAUGAAUCCGUUCACCAACCUUCUGAACAACGGGGACAGGGAAAUGUGACUGGAACUGAUCCUAUUGCUGUUGAAAGAAUUGCUAUUGCCGUUGUAUCUGCUAUGCGUAAUACUGACAGAGAUUUCAGUAUUGAAAGGGCUACAAAGUUAGGGGCUAAAGUGUUCACUGGCACAGUCGAUCCUGCAGUUGCACAGGCAUGGAUGACUAAUAUAGAGAGAGUAUUUGAUGUUAUGGGUUGCUUAGACGAGAGGAUGUUGUGUCUCGCCACUUUCUUAUUAGAGGAAGGUGCAUACGAUUGGUGGCAAUCGUCCUAUAAAGAUGCAAAGCAAAAGGAAUUUUUGAAACUAGUACAAGGGCAGAUGACAGUUGCAGAAUAUCAGGUGAGAUUUAUUGAACUUUCAAAGUAUGCCCAAGUUCUGGUAAGCAACGAAAUUGAUAAAUGUAGACGAUUUGAAAAUGGGUCAAGGGAAGAAAUCCGAUUAGUAGUAACAGCUGCAGGCUGGAAUGGUUCUUCCCAGAGAUUAUCUACUCCGAGACAGGGCGAGAGUUUUACUAGUACUAGACUACCUUAUUGUCAAUUAUGUAGAAGACCUCAUCUCAGCACGUGUUUAAAGUUCAAAGGAAGCGGAGUCUAUUAUCAUUGUGAUCAAGGAGGACAUAUCAGAAGAAAUUGUCCAGUUCUAUCACAGGAGAGUGGUAUGGUACCGAAGAUAUUUCCUCAGCAGAGUGCUGGUAGUACAAGACAGAAUCAGACUCGGAGAGAUGAUUAA
Olea europaea var. sylvestris is the source of this 831-nucleotide messenger RNA. RefSeq lists its product as uncharacterized. Lineage: Eukaryota; Viridiplantae; Streptophyta; Magnoliopsida; Lamiales; Oleaceae. The transcript is spliced from 3 exons. Bases 1 to 831 code for a protein of 276 amino acids. The record is from RefSeq and is a predicted model, not a curated record.